UUCAGAGCCUUUUGAAGAAGCUGAAGUCAAAGUUGGCGUCUGUGCGUUUGAAACACACUUUUGCACCCCUGUGUUUGUGUGUGUGUGUGUGUUUUUUACAGUUUUUGCCUCUCUUUUCUCUUAAAUAACAGACCGAAUCACUAUGGGAUUACAUGAACUGUCACUGUCCUGUCAAAGGAUUUUUAAAGUUGGCAAAGCGUGACGGGAGAAGACAGCGAGAGAUUCCUGGAAGAGUCACUGUGCUGGACCUCAGGGGCCGUGGCAUGGUUGGAGCUUGUUGCAGUGUACAAUGGGUCUGAGAGUCCUUGUUGAGGUUCUAAAGAUGGCUGCUUCAGGAAUAACCCUCCUCACUCUGGCAGCUGUCCUCUUUAAUGUUGCCAUGUGUGACUGGGACACCGGAAAAGGAAAGGACAGCUCACCUCUAAGGUUCACUCACCACCUCUACAAUGCCACCAUAAACGAGAACUCGGCCCCACGGACCUACGUUGGCACGUCGGUGAAGAUGGGAAUUGAAGUGGCAUAUGAGUUGUGGGAAAUCAAAUAUACCAUUGUAUCAGGAGACGAUGAUGACCUCUUUCAAGCAGAAGGUGUCAAAGUUGGGGAUUUCUGUUUUCUCAGGAUUAAAACACGCAGUAGUAACUCAGCGUUACUCAACAGAGAAGUCAGAGACACUUACACACUAACCAUUAAAGCUACGGAAAGCACGUUUGACUUACAGACUAAGACAAAGGUGUUGGUUCACGUUCUUGACACUAACGACCUGAAGCCCCUCUUUUAUCCUGCCUCGUAUAACGUGACUAUCGGAGAGGACACACCACUUAAAUCAAGUGUGGUCAAAGUUAGCGCGACAGAUGCUGACAUUGGAAGCAAUGCUGAUUUUUAUUACUCUUUCACCAGCAGGGCCCAUCCUUUUACCAUAGACCCUUUUACUGGAAUAGUUAGCCUCGUCAAGAAGCUCAAUCACACUCGAAUACAGAGAUAUGAUCUCACGGUUUUAGCAGAAGACAGAACCAAAAAGAUAUCUGGUGUUCAGAAGUUUGGUAAUGUUGCCAGAGUGACAGUCAAUGUAAAAAAGAUGUCCAUAGUCUCUCCAGUCAUCACACCUCUCCCCCAACCCAUACUGUCUACAGAUGGUAGAAUAACCAUUAACGUCCAUGUGGAGUCAGGAGUCAAGCCAGUCGAAUCCCUUAGUAUUGUUGGAGGAGAUCCCCGCAAGUCUUUUGAGGUUAUUCCCUUUGGCGUGCAAGGCAGCGACUUCCAAGUGAUGUCCACAAAGAGGAUUAUGUGGUCUCAAAUCCUAUAUGGAAUGAAUCUGUCACUUCAAGCUAAAGACAGAAGCUCUCCAAGUUUGCUCUCAACUAUUACACGAAUCCACAUACCAGCACAUCAUUACAGCGCAUUAUCUUUUACAGAAGACACCUACAUUGUGAUGCUAAGUGAGUUUUCACCUCCUAAAACUCACGUGGUUAAAGUUUCAGUUUUCCCAGUCCCCUAUAAUGUUACUUUUAGCAUAAAAAAUAAUCCAGACAGCACAAAAUUCAAGAUAAACCCCAAAACAGGCAUUAUCAUAACCACAGAGAACUUUGACUUUGAGCAAAAGAAUCUAUAUGAGUUUGAUGUAACAGCCAACCGAGGUCAAGCUGUGACUCAUAUCGUGGUUGAGAUAAGAGAUGAAAACGAUAACAGCCCUCAGUUCACACAGACAUCAUAUGAAACCAUGCUCGAUGAAAACCUGCCUGUUGGCAGCAGCGUUUUGAUGGUAGUAGCCACGGACAACGAUAAAGGCAAAAACGGUUUUGUGACUUAUGCUAUUGCCAACUCAGGGCCGUUACCUUUCAUGAUUCAUCCGUUCACAGGUGUUAUCUCAACCACCGAACAUUUGGACUAUGAGCUGAUGAAGCGGCGUUAUCACCUGAGAGUGUGGGCUUCCGACAGCGGCACCCCCUUCAGUCAGGUUAGCGAAUGCCUUGUAACAAUAACUCUGAACAACAUCAACGAUAACAUCCCCCUGUUUGAGAGGAUAGGCUGCAAUGCCACCGUACCUCUAGAUUUACCUGUGGGACACACAGUGGUUGAACUGUCCGCCAUCGAUGUUGAUGAGCUGCAGCAGCUUAGGUACAUUAUCGAGUCGGGGAAUGAGCUCCAGGUGUUUGCUAUUGACCAAGUGACAGAUGCCAUCACCUUGAAGCAACCGAUUCCUCGACAAGCUGGUUUCUUCACUCUGAAAGUUGUAGCAACUGAUGGCAAACAUCAUUCCGACGCAUCAGUCGUAACAGUAACUGUCGCCAACAGUGGCCAUGAUACAACCGUUCAUUGUCAUGAAACAGGUAUUUUCAAAAAACUGACUGAUAAACUUAUUGAGUCAAUCAAACCUAUUUUAGCCCAUCAGGAGGAAGACUCGUUCUCUGAUACCCAUAUUACCAACAGACAUUCUCCCAAGUUUGAUGUGAGCAUUCCCAGUUCCAUUGAUAUCGCUGAGGACUAUCCACUUAACUCCACUGUUAUUAAUUUCAGGGCGACAGACAGUGACACCAGGUUUAGCGGUAAGCUGGUGUACGUUAUAUCAAGUGGCAAUGAAGACGGCUGUUUCUCCGUUGAUACUAUUUCUGGUGACCUUCGACUAGUUUGCCCAUUAGACAGAGAAAGUAAAGAAUUCUACAUUUUGAAUGUCACUGUUUAUGAUUUGGGAACACCACAGACAUCUGCAUGGAAAUUCAUUGCAGUAAAUGUUGUUGAUGUCAACGACAAUGCUCCUAUGUUUGAUCAGUCCAGAUACGUGAUUCGCAUCCCAGAAAACAAAGCUGAGGGCUCGGUUGUUUUCAGAGCUCGUGCAGUAGAUCGGGAUGCAGAUUUGAAUGGUAACAUCCAGUACUCCCUGCUGACAGCUACCGAUUUAUUUCAAAUUGAUGAACUGACUGGUGAAGUAAAGGUGGCAGGUGUUUUGGAUCGGGAAUCUUUACCAAGACAUGACCUUCGGAUUGAAGCCAGAGAUCAGGCCAGCCUCAGCCCUCAACGGUUCUCCACUGCUGAUCUAGUGGUGAUUUUGCAGGACGUAAAUGACAACCCACCUAAAUUUGUGCCUAAAGUCUACAAAAUAAAAGUUCCUGAGGAUGUACCUGUGGGCACUCUGCUAGUCUGGGUAGACAGUGUUGAUCUGGAUCUUGACAGUGGGGGCCUUGUCACCUAUAACCUCAAGAACACAGAGAGUGGGAUCUUUUAUGUUGACUCCUACACGGGUGCCCUGACCCUCGAGAGAGAGCUGGACUUUGAGAGACGGCCGUCAUACAACCUUACAGUCCGAGCUGUGGACCACGGCCUCCCUCGCUCCCUAUCUUCAUCCUGCUUUGUGGAGAUUGAGGUGCUGGACGUCAACGAGAACCUCCAUCAGCCAAUCUUCUCUGAGUUUGUGUAUGAAGCUGGAGUGAUGGAGGACGCACCAGUGGGGACAUCAGUCAUCAUGCUUACAGCUUCAGACAAGGACUUGGGCAGAGAUGGCACGCUCAAGUACCAUAUCCAUGAUGGUUCUGGUUUAGGAGUCUUCUCUAUUGAUGAAAAAACAGGUGUGAUUAGUACAGCACAGACGUUGGACCGUGAGACGACGUCUCACUACUGGCUUUCUGUGUACGUGACCGACCUGGGAACCGAACCUCUGGUCUCCUGGACUCAUGUCUUCCUGGAGGUCGUGAAUGUUAACGACAACCCCCCAGAACUGUCCCAGCCAGUUUAUUUUGCAUCUGUCUUAGAAAACAUGGCUACAGUCAAAUCCAUCAUCCAGGUGUCUGCAACAGACUUGGACACACCCUCAGAGGGAACACUUUCCUACGAGUUGUUGGAGUCCCAACGAAUAUACUUUGCCGUUGACCCCAAGACAGGUGUUAUCAGUACGAUCACACCAUUGGAUCGUGAGGAGAAACCAGAGCACAGCAUCGAGGUCAUUGUUUCAGAUAACGGUUCACCACCUUUGCGCUCCACCGCCACCAUUGUGAUUCAAGUUCUGGACGAGAACGACAACAGACCAAAGUUUACUGAUAAACUUUUCCACAUCAAGCUGCCAGAACAGCGGCGCCACAUGGGUAAACAGGAAGUGUGCAGGAUGUUUGCCCAUGAUGACGACGAAGGCGCAAACGCCAUGGUGACCUACAAGCUCCAAGACAACCAGGACAAGGGGUUCGAGAUUAACCCGGUGACAGGCAUGGUGAUGGCACAUGGGAAUUUCUGGCCUGGGAACUACACUAUUCUUACGAUUAAAGCAAGUGAUCAGGGCGCCCCCUCCAGGUCAUCUACAGCACGACUCGACAUUGAGUGGGUCGCCCGCUCGCCACCGUCCGCUGAGCCAAUCACAUUUGAUGAGCUCCAUGUCCCCUUUGUCGUGAUGGAAUCAGAUAAAGUCACUCACAUGGUGGGCAUCAUCAAGACGGAGACGCGGCAGCAGAGAUGGUUCGAUAUCAUAGGUGGUGAUGAGGAGAAGGACUUUGACAUCCAGAGGAAUACUGGAGCCAUCUCCAUCGCCCGCCGCCUUGAUGCGGCGCGAUGUUCCAACUACAACUUGACGGUUCGGGUCACAGAUGGUCACCAGAGCACCACCACACAGGUCUACAUCCGUGUGCUGGACAUCAACGAGCACCGCCCCAUCUUUCUAAAGCCGCUGUAUGAGGUGAGGGUUCCUGAGGACACCGCUGCGUGGAAGGACAUCCUGCAAAUCAGCGCACAGGAUGCCGACGUUAACAGUAAGCUGGUCUACUCCAUUCACAGCAGCCUCCACCCAGACAGCACCAAGUUCUUCCACCUGGACCCCAAGAGCGGCGUCCUGGUGAUGACGGAAGAGCUGGACUAUGAGACAAUCUCCGUCCACACGCUCAUCAUUAUGGUACGUGACCAGGAGAUCCCAGUGAAAAGGAACUUUGUGAAGGUGGUGGUUUAUGUGGAGGACUGUAAUGACCACUCGCCAGUUUUCCUCAGCCCACGCUAUGAAGUCACCAUCUCCAAUCUGGCUCCUAUGGGCUCUGAGGUCACCCGGGUCAAAGCCCUGGACAAAGACAUGGGCAGCAAUGCGGACAUCAGCUACUCGUUGCACUCUGGGAAUAUCGAUAGUGUCUUCUCCAUAGAUGCACAGGUGGGGUCCAUCAGUGUGUCCAAGCCUCUUGACCUUCAGCCUCAAAACCAGUUCCAUUUGACAGUAAAAGCCACCGACCAAGGCUUUCCUGAACGCACUGAUCUCUGCUCCGUCCAUGUUCACAUCCGUAUCUCCGACAAAACCCCACCCGUCUUCCCACUGGAUGAAUACUUAACUGAGAUCAGUGAGUCAAGCACCCUCGGAACGCCAGUCGUGACAAUCUUGGCCUCCAGUCCCGCUGCAGUGCAAUAUGACAUCGAGAAUGGAAAUGUGAAUGGGACAUUUCUCAUCAACCCCUACACCGGACUGAUUUCUACACAAAAACAUCUUGAUUUUGAGAAACGCUCUUCCUACAAGCUUAAAGUUACAGCUUCCACCACAGCUGGAGCUUCAUCCAAGACUUAUGUUUACAUCUAUGUGAUUGACGAGAACGACAACGCCCCUGUUUUCCAGAAGAAGGCGUACCUGGGGCAGAUCAGCGAGUCGGCUCACAUAAACAGCAUGGUGAUGGGAGAAAGGGACUCUCCUUUAGUCAUCCAGGCUUCAGAUGCAGACAGAGAUGCAAAUUCUUUGCUGGUAUAUGAGAUCCUUGAACCAGAAGCCCUCAAAGUCUUCAAUAUAGAGUCCAGUAUGGGCACCAUCUCUUUAAUUUCCCCAGUAGACUUUGAAGCCAAAGCUGAGUAUCACUUCACUGUGCAGGUAAAGGACUCUGGGGAGCCAUCACUGUAUGCAGGUGAGCCCACAAAGGUAACAGUUCAUGUUCUGGAUCUUAAUGACUGCCCGCCACAAUUCACCACACCUGAGUAUGAGACAUCCAUCAUCUUUCCAGCUGUCAAAGACACAGAGGUGGUGCAGGUAAUGGCCCAUGAUGCUGAUUCAGCAGUUUCAUACAGCAUCACUCAAGGGAAUCUUCAUAAUGCCUUCUCAAUACAUCCCAAUACUGGCAUCAUCACCGUCAGCAAUAUAUCUGAAUUCAGGACUUCUUACCAACUGGUUGUCAGAGCUUCUGACAGCCUCUACAAAGACUUGGCUCUCGUCAAGGUACAUGUAACAAACUUAACAUCAAGUGGUCUUGGGUUUGAGCAGAAAGUGUAUUCAGCAAGUGUUAUGGAAAACCAAAGAACAGUCAAAACUUUGGCAGCACUCAAAGUUACAGGCUGCUUUUUAAAUGAGCCUCUUUUAUAUUCAGUGGUAAACCCAGCGGGAAGGUUUACCAUAUCCAAAACAUCAGGCGUGCUUGAAACUACAGGCAUCCCCUUUGAUCGAGAAGAACAGGACAUUUAUGACGUGUUUGUGAAGGUGCAAGAUAUGAGAACACCUCCUCGGACAGCCAUAGCACAGGUCAAGGUUUACAUCGAUGACGUUAAUGACAACUCUCCCCAGUUCCUCAACCUUCCUUUUUCAAUGAUGAUUUCCGAAGACACGGAACCAGGGGAUGUUUUGUAUCAAGCAACUGCACUGGACAAAGAUCUGGGAGAAAAUGGAUCCAUCAUGUACUCACUAGAGGAUGACUACAACCUCUUCAGGAUAGAUCCUGAUGAAGGUGAUGUAUCUCUUCGAAGGCCUCUCGACUUUGAAGCCUUGAAUAAGUAUGUGCUGAAUGUCAUGGCUGUUGAUGAGGGUGAGCCCAGUCACAGCACUGUGUCACAGCUCAGCAUUCAAAUAAGGAACCGAACCAACCCAGUUUUCCAAACCUUUCUCUAUCCACUAAAGGUCCCUGAAAAUGUCCCCCCUUUCACCACCAUUUUGCACGUCCAGGCCAGAAAUCCAGAGGGCUACCGCCUCAUCUACAACCUUGAAGAGGAAAACGCCUCUAAACAUUUUCAUAUUGAUUUCAAAACAGGUGUGUUGAUGGUCACCAACCCCCUUGACUAUGAGAGUCAGGCCAUACAUGUGUUGACAGUCAGAGCUACUGACUCUGUGACUGGGGUGUUCUCUGAGGCCUUGAUUGAAGUAGAAGUAGAGGAUGUCAAUGAUAACGCACCAGUUUUUACAAAGUUGACUUACUCUGUGAACAUCGCUGAGGGGCUCCCAAUCGGCUCCCCUGUGAUACAAGUUUCCGCCUCUGAUAGAGACUGUGGCAGAAACAAGGAUUUGACCUACCACAUGAUGAAAACGGAUGGGAAUGAGACUGAUUUCUUCAUGAUAGACUCUCAGAAUGGAAUGAUUGUCACAUCACAGGUGUUAGAUCACGAAACUACAAAGCAUUUUAAUUUGAAAAUCAAAGCCACUGACAAUGGCACUGUUCCUCUCAGUGGUGAGGCCUAUGUAUUUGUAAAUGUCACAGAUGUUAACGACAACCCACCAGAAUUUGUUAGAACCCUUUAUGAAGCCAUGCUGGAUGAAAUGGCAAAAUGUGGGCACAUAGUAAUCAAAAUCCAAGCCUCAGAUCCCGACACUGGGGACCUCAAUAAUCUUAAGUACAAAAUUCUCUCGGGAAAUGAAGGCCGGUAUUUCAACAUUAAUGAAUCUUCUGGAAUUAUCUCAUUUUCCAACGUAUGUAAAAGGAAUUUGGAUCCGUACUAUAACCUGACUGUGGCGGUGUCCGAUGGAGUGUUUCAAAAAACGGCACCAGUCAAUAUUGAUAUGAUAAAUGGCAACAAGCACAGCCCAUACUUCAAACAAAGCAUCUAUGAAGCGGAGCUGGCUGAAAAUGCAGAGGUGGGAACUCGCGUGAUCCGAUUGGCUGCCAUAGACCCUGACACUGGACCAUAUGGCACUGUUGACUACACUAUAAUCAACAAACUUGCCGAUGAGAAAUUUACCAUUGACAAUGAUGGGCAGAUUGUCAUGACAAAACCACUGGACAGAGAAAAUCCUGCACAGAGGGUCAUUGCCAUCAAGGUGAUGGCAAAAGACGGCGGCGGAAGAGUGGCUUUCUGCACCGUCAAGAUUAUUCUCACAGAUGAGAAUGACAACAUGCCUCAGUUCAAAGCAUCAGAAUACCAGGUUUCAAUUCAGUCAACUGCAAAUAAAGGUUCUCCUGUCAUUCAAAUCAUGGCGUAUGACGCCGAUGAUGGCAAGAAUGCUGACGUCACCUAUACCGUAGAUGAAGCCGAAGAGGUGACAGAAGAUGUCAUCGAGAUCAAUCCUUUCACUGGAGUGGUGAGCGUUAAGGAGAGUCUCAUUGGCAUGGAGAACAAAAUCUUCAACUUCAAGGUCAAGGCCCGCGAUGGCAGCCUUCCUUUCUAUAAUUCUACCGUUCCUGUUCAGGUCAAGGUGGUUCCUCCUGAGGUUCCCCUUCCCAAGUUCACAGAGCCUCUCUAUACGUUCUCAGCUGCUGAGGACAUUUCCAUAGGGACGGAGAUCGGCUCAGUGAGGGCAGACUCAGACAUGCCCCUGAUUUACAGCCUGGUGAACGGGAACACGGUCGAAAGCAAUAAAGACAAAGUUUUCAGUUUGGACAAAGAAAGUGGAACAUUACUGCUGCAAAAGUCCAUCGACCAUGAGAAGACAAAGUGGUACCAGAUUGAUGUGAUUGCUCAAGGAAACCACAAUGGGACAGAUGUGGCGUCACUGGUGUCCAUCAGUAUCCAAGUUCAGGAUGUGAACGAUAAUCAGCCGAUGUUUGAUGCAAACCCAUACAGGGCCUUCUUGGCCGAGAACCUGCCUGCUGGAACUACUGUUAUUCAGGUCACUGCUAAUGACCCAGACAUGGACAGGAAUGGUCUGGUGACCUACAGCUUGGAGUCUCUGCCCGAUGAUGUCACAGAGGACAUCACUGCCAUUUUCUCCAUCGAUGGAGAGAGCGGAUGGAUCACCACCUUACAGGAGACGGAUUGCGAGGCGACCAGAUUCUACAGAUUCAGCGUGGUCGCCAUGGAUCAUGGCAGUGAUGUCAAGCUGUCUUCCAGCGUCCUCGUGGAGGUGACGGUGACAGACGAGAACGACAACUCACCACGGUUUUCCAGUGACAUGUACCGCAGCUCGGUGGUGGAAAACAGCACUCCUGGUGAAGUCAUUGUCUCCAUGACGACAACAGAUGCUGACAUGUCACUGGAGAACCGCCUUGUGACCUGUUACAUCACAGACGGAGAUCCGCUGGGCCAGUUUGCUAUCAUCCAGGAGGACGAGGGCAAGUGGGGUUUGAUCAUAAAGGAACCUCUGGACCGAGAGACACGAGACCGGUACACGCUGAAAGUCACAGCCACCGAUGGGAAGUCUGAUGCUCUGGUUACUGUGGACGUCCAUGUGCUGGACAUCAAUGACAACAGUCCACUGUGUGACCAGCUGCUAUACACAGAGACGGUUUUGGAAAACUCGCCCUCCAGCACAUUUAUUCUGAAGGUUUCAGCUUCAGAUCCAGACGUAGGAGCAAAUGGUCAGAUCUCCUACACGCUGCAUGGCCCAGACGCCGACAAGUUCCAUCUCAAUCACAGGACAGGUGACCUGUUCACCCUGGAUGUGUUGGACCGGGAGAGCGUGGUUGAGCACAACAUGGUGGCCAAGGCGACAGACGGCGGGGGGCGGUCCUGUCAGGCAGACAUCAUGCUGAGGAUCCAGGACACAAAUGAUAACCCUCCUAGUUUCUCCUCCAGCCACUACGAGGUCACUGUAUUCGAUAAUACCACCGUCCGAACGCCCAUCGCCGUCGUAUACGCCAAGGACCCGGACGCAGGUAUAAACGCUGAGGUGAAGUACUCCCUCGUGGUUGGCGACCGAGGCUACUUUUCUCUCGACGAGUUCUCAGGGAUCCUGCGUCUGGAACAACCCCUGACCUUCGACUCACCGUCAACCUUCAAUCUCAAGGUCAAGGCCACAGACCGCGGCCUUCCUCAUCACCUCUAUUCCUUCACCACUGUGACAGUGGAUGUGGUCUCUCUGGAUGACUACCAGCCCGUCUUCCUGAACACCGAGUACACCAUCCAGAUCCCAGAAUCCUUGGUGAUUGGUUCAGAGGUGCUGAGUCUCUCCACCCUCACCAGACAUGAUGUAGGACCAGAGCCGGUUGUCUACCGUAUCGUAUCAGGAAACGAGGACGGACGGUUCCUGCUGGACGCGCACACAGGUUUGCUGACACUCACUGCACCGCUGGACUUUGAAGCUUGCCAUGAGUACUACCUGUCUAUGGAAGGAAACCGUGGAAAGUCAUCCCUCAGCGACAUUACCAUGGUCGUCAUCAACGUAACUGACGUCAAUGACAAUGCGCCGGCGUUCGGACAGCGUGUCUACAGAGCUGAGGUAUCAGAGGAUCUGACGCCUGGAAGCCUGGUCAUGCAGGUGACGGCCACUGAUCCGGACGGUCCGAUCAACAAUCUGCUGCGUUACUCCAUUGUGAGCGGAGACCCGCUGCAGCAGUUCUCCAUUCACCCGCGGAAUGGCGAGGUGACGGUGCGCACCGCCCUGGACAGAGAGGAGGUUCCUCAUUACUCCCUGACAGUCCAGGCAGCAGAUGAAGGAGAUCCCCCUUUGUCUUCGGCAGUCUUAGUCACCGUCACCAUUGUCGACGUCAAUGACAACCCGCCCGUCUUCUCACAGGUCAACCACAGCCUCCUGCUGCAGGAGGGCGAGUCCAUUGGCAGCAGCGUUUUCCAGCUGGUGGUGACUGACAGGGACACACCCAGGAACGGCCCGCCUUUUUCCUUCCACAUCAUAAGUGGCAACGAGGACCGCUGUUUCCAUGUCGACCAAGGUGGGCUGCUCUCGCUGUCUGCUCCGCUCAGGAAGAAGGUCAAACCCCAUCACCUGCUGAAGAUACAGGUGACAGACAGCGGCCACCCGCCCCUCUCAUCCAUCUGCGUGGUCAACAUCAGUGUCACCGAGCAGAGCAAGUAUCCUCCAACUGUCGUACCCAUGGAGGUCUUCAUCACCACCACCGACGGAAUGUUUGCCAACCGGAUCAUUGGUAGGCUUCAUGCCUCUGACCAGGACCUGCAGGACAUUCUGACCUACAGGUUGGUCUCAGAACACCCUGUUGGAGACAGGUUCUCCGUUGACUUGGCUGAUGGCAAAAUCUGGGCAAAAGAAACACUGGAGGAGGGGUCCUACUCACUAAACGUCAGUGUGAGUGAUGGGAAGUUUAGUGUUUGGACUGGGGUCAGGGUUCACGUUUGGGAUGCUGACCAGAGGACCCUGGACUCUGGAUUGACACUGCAGCUGGUCGGGAUGUCACCGGAGGAGUUUUUGGGAGAUCACUGGAGAGGACUCCAGCGCAGCCUGGGUCUCGCUCUGGGCUUGCCCAGGCAAGAGCUGCACCUGGUCAGCUUGCAGAAGCUGCCUGAUGCCCCAGCUCUGGAGGCCUUGCUGGUCUGGAGACCUCAGAAUGGACUCAUUCCAUCUUUACCAACCAGCAGACUUGCAGGGGUUUUAUCAGAUCUGGAGGACUCUCUGCGGCUGAGCAUCCUCCGGGUCAGCCAUAAUGGCUGUCUGGGGACCGGCUGCCCACCACGAGGCUGCAGGAAUGCCGUCCAGCUGACAGCAGACACAAUGAGCCAUUUCACCACAGCCAGAGGAGGUUACAUCACGCCGCAGCACCGCUGGGAGAGCGUCUGCCCCUGCAACGAGUCGGCAUUGGGAUUUGAUGGGAAGGCCUACCUGAAGUACCUUCACAGGCUGGACGAAGACAACCAUGAUUUCAAGCUGUCCCUGAAGUUCAAGACCUUCCAACAAGAAGGUCUCAUUGUGUCCAUGAACGGUACUAAGGACUGGGGAGUUUUACAGGUGACCAAUGGGGAGCUGUGGUUCAGGUACAGCUGUGGAAGUUCCUCCCCGGGUUUGUUGUGGAUUCGAUCGCACACAGUAUCAGAUGGCCACUGGCACCGCGUCCUGCUGGAAGUGAAGUCUUCCGUACUGAAGAUGACCCUGGACCAGCAGCAUCCAGACACAAACGCCUUGAUGGAGCCCUGCCGUAUGAUGCGUUCCCAUGGUGCAUUGCUGUUCGCUUCUGUCGCUCACGGCUCUGCUUCAGACGAUCACAGACACCUUCAGGCGUUCACUGGCUGCCUGGAGGGUUUGGAUUUCAAUGGGGAAACAAUUCAAACAGGGGACACGGCGGAGUGGAUGGGGGCGGGAACCAGGAGGGUGUUUGGGGUGUACCAGUGCUGCAGCAGGACGAACGCCUGCGCCAACAACCCCUGUCACAACGGAGGCGUCUGUGAGGUCAAGCCAAGUGGAGAGCCACACUGCAGGUGUGCAGGACUCUUCCACGGCGCCCGUUGCGAGUUCACAGAUAACCCGUGCACCUCCCAGCCAUGUAUCCACGGUGGGCUGUGCAUCCCGAAACCUCGAGGUUACAUCUGCAACUGCUCCCUGGAUGACACUGGAGCACAGUGCCACAACCUGAUUGAUUGUUCAGACAAUCCAUGUCCUGGGGGAUUUGACUGUAAAUUCUCUAAUGGCUCCAUCCACUGCUCCCCACUGCCUCAGGUAUCUCCACAGAUCGGCUACAUAGAAAUCCUGGAGAUUGUUGCCUGUGUGGUGGGGUUGCUCAUGUUGGUUGGAGUCUUUGUUUGCAUCAGGAAGCGUUACGUUCACCAGAAAAAGAAGAAACCCAUCUGUGUUCAAGAUUCCAACGGCUAUUUCCACACCACGAGCAACAACAACCAGCAAGUCAACCCAAUAGAGAUGAGGUCACUGGUUGGUCAGACCAACGACCUGGAAAACACACCGUUCCGCUCUCUCCGCCCAUGCAGCCAGAUUAGUUCAUGUGGAAGUGGCGUUUCCUCUCAGAAGACACAGGGGCCAGUUGUGUGCAGCGUGGCCCCAAACCUCCCCACCAGGCCACCGUCCUCCUCCGAUAACGACUCCAUCAGGAAGGACCACUGGAACUACGAAGUCUAUCCAGCCGACCCGGACUACUACGGGCGCCCGACGGUCCAGGAGUUCCCCCAGUUUGACAUCGUGGAGGACGCUUACUCCACUUCCACCACAGAUUCACGCAGGAACUCGCGGUUCGGUGGUUUCCCAUUCCCACUGGAUCGCUGUGAUCGCCGCGCACCACUGCCACCAUGCUACAGCAACCAGAACCUGGACGAUUUCCUGGGUCCUGACGGGCUUCCCCUUCCCAGCUCUCACUGUCUCAACGAGUACACCGCCAUCAGCUACUACCCCACCCAGCACACCCGCAGCCUCGACAGCGUGUCUGGAAGCAACAAAAGACUCAGCAUGCGUCUCAGCGUGGCUAUGCCGUCUUAUGCCGAGCAGACUGACCUGCUGCCUCCGGCGCCGCACCAAGCCCAGCCCCAGAUCCGACCCGCUGGACACAACGCUCGUGGCUAUGACGGGUCGAGCAUUGUGGAGAGCGAUUACGGAAGCUGUGAAGAAGUGAUGUUUUGAGUUCGUGAGUCAUCUUUAGCUUCAUCUUCAAGCAAGAACAUCAGUCCUGCACUUUUGUGCCACACGGCGGCAGACGCCGCAACAAACGGGGAACUUACCAAACACAAGCUGUGAUGGAGAUGGAAGCGUUGCGUGAAGCGAACAGUUUGAAUGUAUUAUAGUUGUUGGACUCUAGAAGUCUUCCUGUGCUCGACUGGACGGUGGUGAGACUCAGGACUCAGAGUGCUCAUUAAACAGUGUUACGAUUUUACAGUCGAACUGACGCAGAUGUCCAACUUCACACCAAAAAACAUAAGAAAACUGUUUCUUGAAACUGGUCCAAAUGUGAUUCACUGAUACUACACAUAAAAAAGAUUUCUCCUGCAUUUCAACUUCUCAACAGCUGUAACGAGAAAAAAAAAACACGCUGAUAGGUGGAAGGUUCCGUGUUACUGUGUAUGAUUGGAAAAAAAAAACUGUUUCCAUCCCAAAUUGUAAAGAUAUUUUCAUUCAUUAAAUAACCAUUAAAAUAAGUGAAAAUGGAAUGAAAAAAUUAAUUAAAAGUUGUGGCUCAAUCCCCAGAUUUGCAGAUGGAUUCACCUUUUCACCAACUUAAAUGAAAAUCUAUUUCACCAGCGCACCGCAAAUCUGAAUUUCAGAAAAGGUCAUAUACUCCAAAUGUCUUCAUUUCUGGUUCCAGUUUGACACGACCUUUUAUACAAUUUAGAUUUUUUUAACAGUUUGACACGACCUUUUAUACAAUUUAGAUUUUUUUAAUCCAUUUUUGAUGAGUCCUAGAACAAGUAGACGUCAUUUGAGUUCUUUCAGACGUAUUUUGCUGUGAUGUCACUGAACAUGAGACAGCAUGAAUGAGGAAAGCGCAUGCCCUUAAACAUAUUUUAAACAAACGCUCUUAAGUUUAUUAUAUAA
Messenger RNA from Thalassophryne amazonica, 14296 nucleotides. It is a transcript of the gene fat2, whose product is annotated as FAT atypical cadherin 2. Gene Ontology annotation, cellular component: cell-cell junction; plasma membrane. Gene Ontology annotation, molecular function: calcium ion binding. Gene Ontology annotation, biological process: homophilic cell-cell adhesion. Lineage: Eukaryota; Metazoa; Chordata; Actinopteri; Batrachoidiformes; Batrachoididae. The record is from RefSeq and is a predicted model, not a curated record. The coding region runs from base 290 to 13387 and encodes 4365 amino acids. The transcript is spliced from 30 exons.